Molecule: messenger RNA, 8046 nt
Organism: Ylistrum balloti
Lineage: Eukaryota; Metazoa; Mollusca; Bivalvia; Pectinida; Pectinidae
Product: N-chimaerin-like
Exons: 14
Coding region: 198-1760 (520 amino acids)
Biological process (GO): regulation of GTPase activity; signal transduction
Molecular function (GO): GTPase activator activity
Source: RefSeq, a predicted model, not a curated record
UUGUGUGCUGGAUGUAACCAUGUCUUUGACUCAUCACUAAGUAUUCAUUCUUCACGUGAAUGUUUGUACAGGAAAACAGUGCCGUUUUGGGGAGUCAAAUUGCGACAAAAUUUGAGAAAAAGAAUGGAUUAAAUAUGUGUGAGAUAUUGGAUUAACACGGCUGUUCUUCAAAGGAGCUAAUUUAUCACAGGUGUGGAAUGACCCACCAUGAUGACAUCAUGUCGUCCAACAAAGACAAAGGGAGACAAACCAAGUCCCGGUACUACAACAUGACUUAUCACUAUGGAGGUGACAGCCAACCUUUACCCACAUGGAAAACUUACUUAUAUACAUUACAGUUACAAGCACCGAAACCAAGAAGGAUUAUUUGUCAGUAUGAGGUUCCAAACAAACCACAGUUUUAUGGAAAAGAGUACCAUGGUAAUGUGACCCGCGAUGAAGCUGAACGGUUGUUGUGUGAAGGAGACGGGUGUUACCUAGUUAGGAAAAGUGACCGAGCACCUGAUGCAUUCACACUCGCAAUCAGAUUUGAAGGUCAGACGAAGAACUUCAAGCUUUACUAUGAUGGAAUGCAUUACGUUGGUGAAAAAAGAUUUGAUACUGUACACGACUUAGUAGCUGACGGUCUGAUACACUUCUAUGUAGAGGCAAAAGCUGCGGAUUAUAUUGCUUCACUUUCAAACGAAUCCAACUAUGCAGAGUCACCGUAUUUAGCAUAUAGUGCAAAAAAGAAACGACUACAGCGUUCACAAAAAUCAGUGGCAACCAGAAAAAUAGACCAUACAGAUUCGGGAAAUGUGAAUAUUGACACACCGAAUCGGCUCAGUAAUGGUUCUAACGGAACUACUGUUCAGGCACAAGGGCAAAUAUUAGAUGAUGACGAAGACGAUAUAUUGGCCAACGUCCAUGAAUUUGCAAAGGCUCAUAAUUUUAAGACCCAGAACUUCAUGGGACUACAUUGGUGUGAUUAUUGUGCUAACUUUAUGUGGGGUCUUAUAGCACAGGGGGUCAAAUGUCAAGAUUGUGGAUUUGAAGCUCAUAAAAAAUGUUCUGAGAAGGUACCGAAUGACUGCAUGCCGGAUAUUAAAUUUGUGAAGAACUUGUAUGGAGCUGAUCUCACAACAGUGGUGAAAGCCAGGAACACACCUAUCCCUGUCGUCGUAGAGAAAUGUAUAAAGGAAAUUGAGUCCAGAGGUCUGGAAUCAGAAGGCCUCUACAGGAUUGCAGGUUUACAUGAUGAGGUGGAGGGUAUCAGGAUGGCAUUUGAUAAAGAUGGAGAGAACACAGAUAUCAGUGCUAACAAGUAUGAAGACAUCAACAGUAUCACAAGUGUGCUGAAGUUGUAUUUCCGAUUACUUCCUAUACCCUUACUUACAUUCGAAGCCUACAAGUUCAUCAUUGAUGUCAUAAAGCGAGAAGAUCGGUCACGGGAAUUAAUCGUCAAAUUGAAGGAAGGAUUGGCCAUAUUACCACCAGCACACUACCAGACACUUAAAUACCUCUUAGCUCAUCUCAUCAGAGUAACGGAGAAGAAAUCCAAAAAUAUGAUGGGAGCUGACAACUUGGCUAUUGUGUUUGCUCCAACCCUGAUGCGUAGUCCCGACACUAACCCAAUGAUAAGUCUUAUGGCCGCCCAGUUUGAACAGAAGUGUGUGGAACUUUUGCUUGUUCAUUAUCGGGAAUUGUUUUCUAGAAUGAGCACUCAGAUAAGUGUAGACAUACCUAGAGUUGACCCCUCGCGCUUGGUCGACCAUGUGUGAUGAAUUGAACUCAAGGAGCUUGAAAUUGUUUAUUAUUGCAAAACAUUUAUAUGACUCAGAAAUUUUUUUCAGUGCAAAAGUUUAUGUGAUGUAUUUUUUUUUUCUGAAUGUGAAUCAAGGUAUGAUACUGCAAUCAUUUUGUGGUAAAAUUGUUACUUAAGUCAUGUGUAUGAAACAUUUUCAACUUUAUAUUCACCAUUGCAUACAUAAAUUUGAUGAGGUGUUGCUGGUUUUGAUAUUAGUAUAUCAUCACAGCUGUUAAACUUCAGCUCAUGCUGGUAAAGCUUUUUCUCCUUGUCAGCAAAUCAAGUUCACUUUAAAUACACUGCAUAGUUUCUAUUUUUCCCUGUUUAUAAUGAUAGAAUAAAGUUAUUCCCAAUUUAAAAAACAAACAUUUUGCCGGUUGUAUAAUUUCAUGAAAUAACAUUAUUUCUCUCAAACAGAUGGUUAAAUUACAAAACUUUGAACCAUGAAAAAAUAUCUCAACAGUAUUAUAUAUGAUAUAUAGUGUUCUGUGACCUUUGAACCGAGGGAAUGAAGAUCUUGUCGGUGAAAUCUAUGGAUUACCUGAUAAUUAGUCAAUGAUGUCAAAGGCACUGAAGUUUUCUUCCUAAUAUCAGUGUUUCAUCUGCGGAUAGUUUUAAUUUAGCUUGUUGUUUUAUUGAAUUUCAAUAUCACAGGAUUAAGAUUUUUAAGGCUAUUUAAUGGGGCCACCAUAUUUUAAAUAUUUUACAUUAAUUAAACUUAAAUUGACAAUGAAUGUUGAUCUAUGGAUUUGCACUCUCCUCUCCAAUUAACAUAACAGAAAUCAGUUUAUUGAAAUUUAGCCUUGAAAUCCUUGCAAGAAAUCAUGAUUUAAUCAUUAUUUACGCAUAGAUUUUACAGACUGUAAAUACUUUGGGAAAAAAAGAUGAAGUGAAAAUCAUUACAUACAAUUUGUAUGUUCAAAUCUUAUAGUAAAACAUAAUGGUAAAAUAUUUCCGAGCAUGAAGGUAAGUCAGUUUAUUGAUUAAUCAAUUUAUUUAAUGGAGAAUCGACACGUCAAGGUCAUGAAUAAAAACCCUGACAUUGUUUUCUCUGAUGUAAUUAGUGAUUAUCGUUAAUCAUUGUUUAUAGUAUUGAGACCUAACACCAAAAAUAGAGUGUACACUGUAUAAAAACAUAAAUAAUAAUUUCUUACAUCAAUACAUCAGCCAAUCAAACAUAAUAUUACAAAAUUACAUCAAUUUUUUUGUGAUUGGGUGAUAACAUAAAACAAUUACCCAAUGAAAAUGCUUGUUUUAUAGUAGAUUGCGGUAUUUUGAUUGAGCUUGGCCAUCAGAACAAGUGUAGCUACCAAAACUUAAGUUGUAAUGUGGCUAUAAAACAGUUAGAUUAUGAAUCAGUCAAAAUUCUCAGUUCAAGUGUAAGUUUGUGUUUAUAAAAGUUUUGAUUUACAUACAAUACUGUUUUGUAUUGAUACUCAGUCUAAGUCCUCCCAUCCUUAUGAUCAAAUGAUAAACAUUUCUGAUUAAUAAUGUGUUUCAGUUUUGAAGAUAAGAACGACAGGUGUAAUGAGGAAGUGAUGCUGUUGUUUACCUGUUAUCUUGGUAAAUUACUUUCUACCAGUAUAGCUUGGGGAAAAUUUCUCUUUAGCUUGAUCAGUAAAGUAUAAGUCUACUACACUAUGUCAGAGGUCCAGGGUGUGAUCCCUAGUAAACCAGAGGUCCUGGAUGUGAUCCCUAGGUAGUCAGAGGUCCUGGGUGUGAUCCCUAGGUAGUCAGAUGUCCUGGGUGUGAUCCCUAGGUAGUCAGAGGUCCUGGAUGUGACCCUAGGUAGUCAGAUGUCCUGGGUGUGAUCCCUAGGUAGUCAGAGGUCCUGGAUGUGACCCUAGAUAGUCAGAGGUCCUGGGUGUGAUCCCUAGGUAGUCAGAGGUCCUGGGUGUGACCCUAGGUAGUCAGAGGUCCUGGGUGUGAUCCCUAGGUAGUCAGAGGUCCUGGGUGUGAUCCCUAGGUAGUCAGAGGUCCUGGAUGUGACUCUAGGUAGUCAGAUGUCCUGGGUGUGAUCCCUAGGUAGUCAGAGGUCCUGGGUGUGAUCCCUAGGUAGUCAGAGGUCCUGGGUGUGAUCCCUAGGUAGUCAGAUGUCCUGGGUGUGAUCCCUAGGUAGUCAGAGGUCCACUAAGGUGGAAUUGGAAUAAAUGAUGGCCUUUCUAACAUAAUACAUAUAGAGGAAUUUUGAAAGUCAAUCAAUCUUUCGUUUCAGUACUUACCAGUAUUGCUGAUAAUGAUGUACAAUCUUUUCUUUAUAGAAUUCUGUCACAAGAUUCACUUUUUUAAGUGCAAUAAACUUUAAACUUAUCAACAAUGACAGUUAUUCUGUCUUCAGAAAGUUAUUGAUAAAUAAUCAUUUGAGUUUAUUUUUGGUAAAUGUAUGUAGCUUGUAUUGUUGGCUAGAAUUAUGUAUUUUUGCCAUUUUGACAUCUGCCUUAAUCAGACUUUUUAAUGUUUUGUUACGAUCUUUAUUUAUUUUCUGUGUUUUAACACAGAGUUUUUUAUAUGUAAUAUUUAAUUAUAGGUUUGUAGAUUUAAGGUUAGCUGAACCACUUAAGAUAUGUACAAAGUAUACUUAACUGACCAUACGUGUUAAUUUUCUUUUUCUGUAAAUCAAACCCCGACACACCACCUAAAUUGGAUUCAUCUAUAUACAGAUUGUGACUGUGAAUCAAAGAAUGAGUGAGGGAAGUAUGAGAGAGGUUAUAUUUUAAUCAAAAUAACAGACUUAUUCUUUUUUUUUAUUUAUAUUUGGAAAACGCAUCAAUUCAAAUCAUGUUUAAUGAAUUAAUAGUAGUAACAGCAAACAUCGUGAUCCUUUCACCUCAACAGAGAUCUUGUUUCCUGUUGUAGGAGAAAGGCUUUUGUAUGGAAUACUGUGGUCAGUAUCCCAUGUAUAUUCAGUAUCAAGCCCAUGCUUGGUUAUAAGCCAACCUUUGUCUUUAUGGUUGUUCAAUAUUGAAAUUCUAAGAAAUGUUUUAUCCUUGUCCUGUAGUGAUCCCAGAUCAUGUGAUGUGACACACUACAGGAUAAAUAUGGAGUUAAGUAAUAAUCCCAGAUCAUGUGAUGUGACACACUACAGGAUAAAUAUGGAGUUAAGUAAUAAUCCCAGAUCAUGUGAUGUGACACACUACAGGAUAAAUAUGGAGUUAAGUAAUAAUCCCAGAUCAUGUGAUGUGACACACUACAGGAUAAAUAUGGAGUUAAGUAAUAAUCCCAGAUCAUGUGAUGUAACUUACUACAGGAUAAAUAUGGAGUUAAGUAAUAAUCCCAGAUCAUGUGAUGUGGCUUACUACAGGAUAAAUAUGGAGUUAAGUAAUAAUCCCAGAUCAUGUGAUGUGGCUUACUACAGGAUAAAUAUAAAGUUCAGAAAUUUACUUUGACUUUCACACAUGAGGACUCCUCGGAAAGGGAAAAAAAUGUUGAAAACAUGUGACCAAUCUGCUCAUGUUAGUUUAAACUAGAAAACUGUUUUAGACUAGAAACAUUUUCAUAUGCUGUGAAAUAACAUGCCGUGAGUGGUGGUAUUAUUGAAACACAUACAUUGUGAGAAUCUUAAACACAAGUAAUAUAUCACUAAGGUUCUAGCUGGCAUCUAGAGGAUUUCUGAUUGAUAUUUUAAGAAUUUUUAUUACAGAUUUAAAAAGUAUAUUAUUUGAAUAUAUGAGAAAUAACUUUACUCAAUAAUGAAACUGGCUUGGACAUUUUAUGUCUUGGUAUCUAUAAGCUGUUGUAUGUAUAUAUGUUUUUAUGAUAUUUCAACUUUGAACUAGUUCAUUUUCUGCCAAACAAGUUUGCUUGAUCUUAGCAAUUUAAUUUUGCUUUACUUCUAAGCCCUACAAACAUUUCAGCAGAUUAGAUCAUUUGGACAAAGGUACUAACUGUAGUAAUCUAGUUUAAAUAAAAGGGACAUAACUCUAGUAAACAAGUUUUAAUAAAGGGACUUAACUCCAGUACUCUUUUUCCCCAUGUGAUGGUGUUAUGACAUAACCCUAUAAUAAAUCUUCAUACCAGAAUUUAUGAAGUCAAGGGCUCAAAAUGCAUGCUUUGACAAGAUUAUAAAUCUUGUUUAAUUUUAAUUGUUUGCAGUAUGUAUAUGGCUACUGUUUGUCAAUAUAAUGCUAUAUAUCUUCAUGCCAUGAAGAUCAUUAAAUUUUUCUGAUAUUUGCAAACAUAAUUAUUAUUUGUACACUAUUGCCAUGAUUUUACAUCACAUUCAUCUCAUGUAUGAUUUUCCAGGAAAUUCUGAAGAGUAAAUAUAUGUAUCUGUUUCAUUUCAUCAAUAUGUUAUUGUGGAAAGGUUGAUAAUUUAUGUUUACAAUUUAAGCUAGCAAUAACAUGUUGUGUCAAUGGAUAUUUUUGUUUUAGUGUUUAUUGUUUAUUACAUGUAAUAAUGAUUACCCCAUCUUAUUGUUGGUAAGCCCAGGUGUGGUAUUAAGCUUCCCUCUAACACCUCUACCCCCACCAAAGAAUACCCCUUCUUAUUAUAAGUAAGCCCAGGUCUGGUAUUAAGCUUCCCUCUAACACCCUUACCCCCACCAAAGAAUACCCCUUCUUAUUGUUGGCAAGCUUCCCUCUAACACCCUUACCCCCACCAAAGAAUACCCCUUGUUAUUGUUAGUAAGCCCAGGUGUGGUAUUAAGCUUCCCUCUAACACCUCUACCCCCACCAAAGAAUACCCCUUGUUAUUGUUGGUAAGCCUAGGUCUGGUAUUAAGCUUCCCUCUAACACCUCUACUCCCCCAUCCUUCUACCCUUCCCCCAUCCAACCCACCCACCCACCCACCUUUUGCAUCUCUAUAGAAAAUAUGACAAUGGGCAAAUUUCUUCCCGUUUCAUCAAGUUUCCCUGGAAGAAACUACAGGGUUUAUCAGUGGUACAUGGUAAAAUGUACCCCCUGGGUUUAUCAGUGGUACGAUGUGAAAGGUAACCCCUGGGUUUGUCAUUGGUACAAUGUGAAAGGUAACCCCUGGGUUUGUCAGUGGUACAAUGUGAAAGGUAACCCCUUGGUUUAUGUGAAAGGUAACCCCUGGGUUUGUCAGUGGGACAUUGUGAAAGGUACCCCCUGGGUUUAUCAGUGGUACAUGGUAGAAGGUACCCCCUGGGUUUAUCAGUGGUACAUGGUAGAAGGUAACCCCUGGGUUUAUCAGUGGUACAUGGUAGAAGGUAACCCCUGGGUUUAUCAGUGGUACAUGGUAGAAGGUACCCCCUGAGUUUGUCAGUGGUACAAUGUGAAAGGUAACCCCUUGGUUUAUGUGAAAGGUAACCCCUGUGUUUAUCAGUGGGACAUUGUGAAAGGUAACCCCUGGGUUUAUCAGUGGUACAUGGUAGAAGGUAACCCCUGGGUUUAUCAGUAGUACAUGGUAGAAGGUAACCCCUGGGUUUAUCAGUGGUACAUUGUGAAAGGUACCCCCUGGGUUUAUCAGUGGUACAUGGUAGAAGGUAACCCCUGGGUUUAUCAGUGGUACAUGGUAGAAGGUAACCCCUGGGUUUAUCAGUGAUACAUGGUAGAAGGUACCCCCUGUGUUUAUCAGUGGUACAUGUUAGAAGGUACCCCCUGGGUUUAUCAGUGGUACAUGGUAGAAGGUACCCCCUGGGUUUAUCAGUGGUACAUUGUGAAAGGUACCCCCUGGGUUUAUCAGUAGUACAAUGGGAAAGGUAACCCCUGGGUUUAUCAGUGGGACAUUGUGAAAGGUACCCCCUGGGUUUAUCAGUGGUACAUGGUAGAAGGUAACCCCUGGGUUUAUCAGUGGUACAUGGUAGAAGGUAACCCCUGGGUUUAUCAGUGGUACAUGGUAGAAGGUACCCCCUGGGUUUAUCAGUGGUACAUGGUAGAAGGUACCCCCUGGGUUUAUCAGUGGUACAUGGUAGAAGGUACCCCCUGGGUUUAUCAGUGGUACAUGGUAGAAGGUACCCCCUGGGUUUAUCAGUGGUACAUGGUAGAAGGUACCCCCUGGGUUUUAUCAGUGGUUCAUGGUAGAAGGUAACCCCUGGGUUUAUCAGUGGUACAUGGUAGAAGGUAACUCCUGUGUUUAUUAGUGGUACAUGGUAGAAGGUAACCCCUGGGUUUAUCAGUGGUACUUGGUAGAAGGUAACCCCUGUGUUUAUCAGUGGUACAUGGUAGAAGGUACCCCCUGGGUUUAUCAGCUUUAUGGUCUGGAUACUAAUUAAGAUAGAUUUUUGUUGAUGUUGGGGUGUAAUCAAUGUAUUGUGGAUGUUGAUAUUGUUCUCAGAUCUGUCAAUAAAACUAUAUGUUCU